UUAAUUUAGUGGCGGCGCUCGAGGAGUAAGCGAUUUGCGCAGGCUUUGUUGGCGCGAAGCGCGGUUGGUUCUUUUUUGUGGGGACGCUGGUAAAGUGAGCUGUAACUCUGGGGACUCGUUUCCUCUUUCCUUUAGGUACAUUUCUAUUUUUUUUUUUGUAAGAUAUGGCACACAAGAAGCCUGUGUACGAGGUAUUCGUCGGCAAUUUGCCAUCGAACGUUACAGAGGCAACACUUACACCUCUCUUCACCGAAGUUGGAGAAGUCAGCUCUAUUCGCUUAAGGAACUCGCAUGAUGGACGCAAAGUAGCAUACGUUCGUUACUUCAUUGAAUUGGAUGCUGAUGCAGCCGUUGCUAAGCGCAACGGAUAUUUAUUUGGAAAUAACCGUCUGCAUGUUCAUAGGAUUCAAAAGAGCACAAGGCUUCAACAAUCGGAAGGGAAUCCUGCGCAAACAGGUGGAGGCAGCACAGAUUCCAAGAUGAAAGGUAUGGCUCUUUCUGCAAUCCUUGGCUCUGCACAGAAGGUUGCACAGAAGAAAGAGUCUUCAAACAUACCUUCUGCUCCAGAAAAUGCAGGAGUAGAGCUACUGAUUUGUGAAGUGAAAGACGCAACAUCCUUUUUUGGGCAGCAGCCUUCAGACUCUGACAAAGCCGCUGAACUUGCAAUCCAGCUGGCCGAGAUCUGCCCCACAACUGUGCCGGAGACAAGUCCAGAACUUGAGAAGAUCUAUGCUGCUAAGUUCUCUGAAGAUCAGCAGUGGUACCGUUGCAAAGUUUUGCAGAAGAUUGACAAUACCAAGAGCUAUAUUCAGUACCUUGACUAUGGGAACUGUGAAGAAAUAAGUCAUGGGCCAGGCUUGGUGAGCCUUUCUGGUGAACUUGCCCUCAUUCCUCCGCUGGCCAUCUUCUGCUGUUUUGAUGGCCUGCAGAGCUUUAGCAAAGAUAAUGAUCCUGCCCUAUAUAACGAGGCACUCAACUUCAUGAAGGUGCUGCUGAGGGACAACAAAGUGAAGGUGCGGACAAAGACCAGAAUUUCCCGGCAGACCACAAACUUGGUAACAAGUUGCCACCUUCUCGAUUCUGGUCUGGACGUCAUCGAAGAAUUCCGCAAUCGAGGCUAUGCUAAGAAGAUGCAGCCAACUAAAGAUGCAGAACAGCAGAUCAGCUGUGCAGAGAGCAGUCCGGACAGGGGCUACCAGCGUAUACCUGAGCGCAGCACCUAUCCUGCUCGUGACCGCAGUGAUAGCUGUGAUCGUGGCUAUAGCAGCGAGCAUAAUCAGCAUGGUUUUGGACGAGGCUUUAAUGGAGGUCGUUUGUACGGUCCUGGUCAGAGUCGCUUCAUAACACCACUGUCUAGACCUAAUUAUCCUGGAUGUGAUGACAUCAAAAAUGGUGUCUGGGCUCGUUUCUCUGCACCGAAGCCAGAAAUGCUGCAUGGCUCAGGAGGGCAAGCAUGGAUGAAGAACCAGCCUGAACUGCGCAUGGUUCCAGCUCAAAGUAUGCGUCCAGCUGCAGCUGGAGGUGGUGAUACUUCAACUACUGCAGUGAAGCAGCUCAGUGAUGAGCGAAACUUUCUGAAAUCUCAGCUGCAGACUAUGAAGGAUCGAAUCAAGGCUUUGGAAGAACAAAUUGCUGCUAACGAUUCUCUUUGCCAAGCGAAAAACAACACUCUUUCAAAGCUGCCAGAUAUUCUCAUGCUUUUGGGAAAAGUGAAGCUUCAGAGAGAGCAGUUCUCAACUGACCCUGAUGUCAAGGACAUUGUUGAGAUGGCUUUGAAUAUCUACGAGACCUGCCGGCAGGUAGCCAAGCCAAAUCACAGCGUGGAUUCUGCAGUCACUCGCUAUCAAGCAGCUCAAGAGGCCAUCGAAAAGUGCUGUGACUUGGGCCAACUGCCGCCAUUGAGAGCUGAGCGUGAUGCGGCCUCUGAGGAACUUCGGCAGCAACUGCAAGCCCACAAAGAGAUCGCAAAAGAUGCUGACCAGGCGAAUAGUCGCAAAGUCCUGCAUAUCAAAGUUGCCUUGACUGAGCUGGAACGGGCCUUUGGUGAGCUGCUGGCAGUUUCUGUAGAUUCCUCAUUGGACAUUGCGGCUGUCCCUCUGACCUUUGAUGAACUAAGCCAAAGCAUUGCUAGACUGAAGAUGGAAAAAGGGCCAGGCUUCCAGAGGCAAAGGCAGAAGACUGACACUGCACAUGUUCGUCUCGUAACUUUCCUGCAGGAACUGCUACAGGCCCUUCGAAGUGCUAAGGCUGAAUCUGGUGGAAAGCAGUUUUCUGUUAGUUGCAUAGAUGGAUUUGUGGAGGACCUUGAGCGCUGUCUGCAAGCAGAAGUGUCUGAAUGUAAUCUGAUAUCCUCUGCCAGUUGUGGGCGUCUGGGCGUUCUCGUUCGGCAGCUGGUGGCAGAACUUCAAGAAACACUAUCUCGUUUAUCUGAUGCUGUUCUUGCACAAGAUCGCUAUAGCAGCCUGCUUCAAGAACUUGGCUUCGAUAAUUCACUCCUUGAUUUUAAAGAUUGUGAACGAAAAGCCAUGGAAGCCUGCCAGCUGCGGCGCAAUGUACGUAGAUUAAAAUCUGCUUUGAGACACCGUUUGGCUGACCUGGAAGAUAUUGAGUUUGACGAGGUAGAAAGGGACAAGGUCACUGCAGACAUCCGUGCUGUUCGUAUCAGGCUUCAAGGUGUCUUCAGUGAAGAGGAACAGCUUUUGGAUCAAUUGUCUCGGCUACUGAUACGGCGGUUUCCCGAGUUGGUACUCCUUUUUCCAGAGUUGGAGUUACCAGAGUAUCAGAAGUUCAACAGCCUUCUGAAAUCGCAGUGGGAGCUGUUUGCUUUCGAGAUCGAAUCCUGCGGACCACAGCUGAAGACAACAUUCUGUGAAGAGGACAUGCUAAUAAUUGAGUAUGCAGUGGGUACAUCUGGAGACCUGGAUGUGCUCCUCAUGAAGGUUACGCAGUACAGCUAUGCCCGCUGCAGUCACCUGCUUCCCAUUAAGGCAGUCUUUUUUCCCCAGGACCAGCGCCAUGUGUACAUCAUGGUUCCCUCCAUGGGGAAGCCCCUGGUGAUGCAUGCUCGAUCUGUCCUGCCUCAUCUGACUCUUCUGCACGACAUUCUGAGUGCGCUCCAUGUGCUGCAUACCCCACUUGAAAGCAAACCUCCUAUUGGCCAUGGCCGUGUACAUCCUGCCUGGAUUCUGCUCUCUCCUGAUAGCAAGUCCGUCGUACUUGAUCUGCCAGACUUCAGUGUCUACAUGCUGGGCAAGAGCCACCAGUUGCCUGUUGCUGGCAGGAUUGACUUCACUGCCCCGGAACUGCGCAUCAUGAAUGUCAAACCUGAGCCCACGCCUGCCAGCGACAUGUUUGCUUUUGGGUGUCUGAUGCUAUGGCUCAUGUUCCCUGGAGCAGUAUUCAAGCAGGGAUGCCUGGAAACCCUUGGACCUGCUGAAGAGAUGGAGGCUCGUACCCGACGAGAAGUUUCGGUGAUACGUUCCCUGCUGAAAGAAAACCCUACUGAUCGGCCAACAGCAGCACAGCUUCUUGAGAACCCUGUUUUCGCUGGGUUCAGCAAGGUUCAACGACCAAGCACUGCCACCUCUGUGGCUGUGAAGGCAAAGUUAUCAGUGGCUCAAACUCUCUCCCUACCCUCUGAGCACUGAAGUCAAGCAUUGGUUUGCACUAAGUUGUGCUUUGUAUGUUGUGAUGCAAGUGUAGGGUUAAAUCUCAAUUACCACUACCUGUCUGUGAUAGGAAACAAUACAUUUUUAAGCUCAUUUGUUCUUAAAUUGAUGCAUAUAGUUGUACCACAGUCUUUCAAAGCAUCCAUACUAUUCCACAUUUUGUCUAAGCAUGUAUAGGGAAAAAAGAAGUUUGCAGCUAACACGAACUGUUAGCUCCCUUUUUCCCAUUCCAUACUCUUUUUGUUGUGAUUUGUUUAAAGUUGAUGCUGCAAAUAGUUGUACCACAGUCUUUCAAAGCAUCCAUAUCAUUCCACAUUUUGUCUAAGCAUGUAUAGGGGAAAAAAAAAAAAAAAGUUUGCAGCUAACACGAACUGUUUGCUCCCUUUUUCCCAUUCCAUACUCUUUGUGUUGCGAUUUGUUUAAAGUUGAUGUUGCAAAUAGUUAGUUGUACCACAGUCUUUCAAAGCAUUCAUAUCAUUCCACAUUUUGUCUAAGCAUGUAUAGGAAAAAAAAAAAAUCUUUUUCCCACUGCUUACUCACGUUCUUUUUUUUUUUCCCCUCUAAACGCCACAUUUAUGGCAUUUGUUUUUGACAGAGCAUUCAAAACAAAGUUUGCUAUUUGUUUCAAGUUGAUGCAAAUAGUUAGUUGUACCGCAGUCUUUCAAAGCAUCCAUAUCAUUCCACACUUUGUCUAAGCAUGUAUAGGAAAAAGAAGUGUUUUGCAGCUAACACGAACUGUUAGCUCACUUUUUCCC
Molecule: messenger RNA, 4423 nt
Organism: Dermacentor silvarum
Lineage: Eukaryota; Metazoa; Arthropoda; Arachnida; Ixodida; Ixodidae
Product: serine/threonine-protein kinase 31-like
Exons: 26
Coding region: 165-3647 (1160 amino acids)
Biological process (GO): spermatogenesis; protein phosphorylation
Molecular function (GO): RNA binding; protein kinase activity; ATP binding
Source: RefSeq, a predicted model, not a curated record